Messenger RNA from Xiphias gladius (swordfish), 1784 nucleotides. RefSeq names its product ammonium transporter Rh type C 2. Gene Ontology annotation, molecular function: ammonium channel activity. Lineage: Eukaryota; Metazoa; Chordata; Actinopteri; Istiophoriformes; Xiphiidae. Bases 54 to 1520 code for a protein of 488 amino acids. The transcript is spliced from 11 exons. The record is from RefSeq and is a predicted model, not a curated record. Gene Ontology annotation, biological process: ammonium transmembrane transport; ammonium homeostasis. Gene Ontology annotation, cellular component: plasma membrane.
AGAGAGCCCCGGCUGAGGAGUGACCAGAGCAUCACCAGCAGAGAGUCAUCACCAUGGGGAACUGUUGUGAGUGCAUGAGGAGCUUUUUUUGCCGGCAAAAGAACACCAAUGUGCGUGUUAGUCUGCCAGCUGUCUGCUUCGUCUGGCAGAUUGCUAUGAUCGUGCUGUUUGGAGUUUUCAUCCGGUAUGAUGAGGAGUCAGACACACACUGGUCGGAGCACAAAAAGACUCACAACAUCACCAGCGACAUUGAAAAUGACUUCUACUUCAGAUAUCCCAGCUUCCAGGAUGUCCAUGUCAUGAUCUUUGUUGGAUUUGGUUUCCUCAUGACCUUCCUGAAACGCUACAGCUUUGGUGGUGUGGGCUUCAACUUCCUGAUCGCCUCCUUUGGUCUGCAGUGGGCUCUUCUCAUGCAAGGCUGGUUCCACUCCCUCGACCACACCACCGGAAAAAUCUAUAUCGGAGUUGAGAGUCUGAUCAACGCAGACUUCUGUUGUGCCGGCUCUCUGAUUGCCUACGGUGCCCUCCUGGGGAAAGUCAGCCCUGUCCAGCUGAUGGUCGUCACCUUAUUUGGCGUCACGCUGUUUGCUGUGGAAGAGUACAUCAUCCUCAGCCUCCUCCAUUGCAGAGAUGCUGGUGGCUCCAUGGUCAUUCACGCCUUUGGAGGGUACUAUGGUUUGGCUAUCUCCUGGGUCCUCUACCGACCAAACCUAAACCUAAGCAAACGCCUCAAUGGAUCUGUCUACCACUCUGAUGUGUUUGCCAUGAUUGGCACACUGUUCCUAUGGAUGUUCUGGCCCAGUUUCAACUCGGCCAUCACAGACCACGGUGACGGACAGCACAGAGCAGCCAUUAACACUUACAUUGCCCUUGCCUCCUGUGUGCUCACCAGUGUGGCCAUCUCCAGUAUGUCUCAGAAGAAAGGAAAAUUAGACAUGGUGCACAUCCAGAAUGCCACUCUGGCUGGUGGUGUUGCCAUGGGAACGGCAGCAGAGUUCAUGAUCACUCCUUACGGUUCACUCAUUGUGGGUUUCUGCAGUGGCAUCAUCUCCACCUUUGGCUACCUGUUUGUCUCGCCCUUCUUAGAGAAAUAUCUCAAGCUCCAGGAUACAUGUGGUGUCCACAACCUGCACGCUGUGCCAGGGAUGCUUGGUGGCUUCAUAGGUGCCAUCGUUGCUGCAGCAGCCACUGAAUCUGUUUAUAGUAAAGAGGGGUUGAUCAACACAUUUGACUUUGAAGGCAAGUUUGCAGACAGAUCUGUUGGAACACAGGGAGGCUUCCAGGCUGCUGGCACAUGUGUGGCAAUUGCAUUUGGACUUGUUGGAGGCGCGAUUGUUGGUUUAAUCCUGAGGUUUCCGAUCUGGGGCGACCCUGCUGAUGACAACUGCUUUGAAGAUGAAGUUUACUGGGAGGUUCCUGAGGAUGAGGAGACCAUCCCUCCUGUUUUGGAGUACAACAACCACAUGAUAAGCAAGCACCAAGACAUAUCUGAGUCCAACUUCUCUGUGGAGCAAAGUUAGAGCCACACAGCGGGAGAUCAACCCACUCGUAUUACUUUGAACAUGAUUUAGCUGUGAAACAACAGUAAUUAAUGAAGGAACCACCCUCGAAAAUGGGCAAUUCUGCAAGUGAGGAACAAUAUUUUUGGCAUGCAGGUCCUCUGCCACUCUUAUCUCACACCAAUUAAACCUGAUACAUUUGUCUGGUGUCCUUUUCUAUUACUGGAAGCUUAAGGUUACGAAGACACUGCACAAAACGGUGAACAAAUAUCUCAUUAAUGGAAA